Molecule: messenger RNA, 1385 nt
Organism: Salvelinus namaycush (lake trout)
Lineage: Eukaryota; Metazoa; Chordata; Actinopteri; Salmoniformes; Salmonidae
Product: josephin-2-like
Exons: 5
Coding region: 120-818 (232 amino acids)
Biological process (GO): protein deubiquitination
Molecular function (GO): cysteine-type deubiquitinase activity
Source: RefSeq, a predicted model, not a curated record
UCCAAUUUACGGGGCAUGACAGUUGAACAACAACAAUCAAGCUUCCGGUUUUCCCCAUUCUUACUAGAGAGUUCACUAGCAUGUUCUUGUGAGCGUAAAAUCGCACAAUCAGCAAGUUUAUGUAUAAUAGAUUUACGUGUACAGUAGGUACAUUUUAUUAUUUUGUUUGUCGUGGAAUAAGAGCACCGAAAGAGCUAUUACUGACUUUGAUACACCGCUUUAUUUGGCCAUUACACUGCGGACAACUUCCAAUACGGGUUAUUAUGAGCGAAGGAGAGGUUUUCCAUGAGAAGCAGCGACUGGAGUUGUGCGCCAUUCAUGCUCUAAACAACGUUCUGCAAGAACAAGUGUUCACCAAGGAGACGGCAGAUGACAUCUGCAAGCGGCUAGCUCCACAAUGUGUGGUGAACCCUCACCGCUCGAUGCUGGGCACAGGCAACUAUGAUGUCAACGUCAUCAUGGCUGCCCUACAGAGCAGAGAGUUGGCUGCAGUAUGGUGGGACAAACGCAGAACAGUACAGAGUCUCUGUGUUGACAAGGUCCAGGGGUUCAUCCUGAACGUUCCGUCACGUGUCUCUCUCGGAAUUGUGUCCCUCCCCGUCAAGCGGCGGCACUGGCUUGCAGUGCGCCAGGUUAAUGGACACUACUACAACCUCGACUCCAAACUAAAGAGUCCUGUCUGCAUCGGGAACGAAGCAGAUCUCCGUACAUUUCUCAGUGAACAGCUGUCUCCGGACGUGGCAGAGAUGCUCCUGGUUGUGAGGAGGGACGUGGAGGAGUACGGAACCUGGCUGAACUCUGAUGACCUCAGGAAGUGAUUCCUCUGGCCUGGGCAUUCCAUUCAUUCAGCAUGGGACUCAAACUCCUGCUCUACUCUGGAAAACAAAUAACAUUUUAGAAAACAAGAGACGCUUAACAGAAAGUACAUAUUUCAGGAAAUGCAUUACCGGUUGCUGAGGAGUGUGGGCACUCUUACACACACACACACAAAGUUCCAGAGAUCAUUUAAGAUGACGGGGGAUUUCUGUCCCAAAUGGCUUGUUUGUAACAGUUUACUGGUUGUUGUUUGGAUUUCUACACUACAGCUGCAUCUAUAUCCUCCUUCUCUCUCUUCCUUCCUUCUCUCCCUAUGCACUGCACUGUCGAGGUAGACCAGUUAGAACUGGUUUGUCUUUUAAGUUAUUCUAUGCACUGAGGUACCGAGGAGGCACUGGAUGUCAUGUUGACAACUGACUGUGUGAAAAUAAUGCUUCUAUGUUUGUGUUCUGUCUGCGUCUACAUCUAACUAUGCAUAUCCAAGUGAAUGGGAGCACUGUCUUUUUGUUACACGCACUCAAACUACACACACACUCAGAGGAUAUAAAGAAAAUGUUAUUUAUAUGUAA